Molecule: messenger RNA, 1346 nt
Organism: Oncorhynchus keta (chum salmon)
Lineage: Eukaryota; Metazoa; Chordata; Actinopteri; Salmoniformes; Salmonidae
Product: chromatin complexes subunit BAP18
Exons: 6
Coding region: 267-881 (204 amino acids)
Cellular component (GO): NURF complex; MLL1 complex
Source: RefSeq, a predicted model, not a curated record
GCGCGACAGUCACCAGCCUAGCUCGUUAGUUAACACAUCUUUAUUAAUUUAUUUGACCGUUUUGUUGCGAAAUUGAAAAAUGUAGUUUUCAAAAGACAAAGUUACACUUCGUAAACGCAUUAGUCUAUGCGAAUUUGUCUUGCGUCUUAAUUGUUGAAACGCUUCAUUUGCCGCCUUUUAUUGUAACUACCCUGCUUACGUUAGCUUCCCCGAAGACAUUUGCUAUUGUUGUUGCCUGGGAUAGCAAGCUACAGUAACAGCCCAAAAUGACUUCAGCCUCUACUAAGGUGGGAGAAAUCUUCUCUGCAGCAGGAGCAGCCUUCACCAAGCUGGGUGAGCUUACCAUGCAGCUGCAUCCAGUAGCUGACUCUAGCCCUGCAGGAGCCAAAUGGACAGAGACGGAGGUCGAGAUGCUGCGGUCAGCUGUGCGGCGCUUCGGUGAUGAUCUGAACAGUAUCAGCUCUGUGAUUAAGGAGCGCACUGUAGCCCAGAUAAAGACAACAGUGAAGAGGAAACUGUAUGAGGACAGCAGGGUGCCCCUCUCCUCCGACUCCCCCAAAAAGAUCACCAAGAAGACCACAGUCAUCAUGGCAGCCGCACUAGCACCCGUGGCCCCCACUGUCAUCGCAGUGCCCACCUCACAGGUUGUCGUGACUACAGGGCUGCAGAGCCCCUCUAUGCCCACUGCCAUCAAGAAACAGAAAACAGCAGAUGUGACGCUCAGUGCUCUGAAUGACUCUGAUGUGAACAGUGACUUGGUGGACAUUGAGGGACUGGGAGAUAGUUCCAACACCAAGAAGCUCAACUUUGAUCAAGAAAGCCUCAACCUGGACUCCAGCCUAAUCAUGAACUCCAGUGACCUUCCCCUCCUGUCUCGCUGACCUCUAACCCACUGUACCAUUGGGUUGGAAACACUCGGUCCCUAUAUCACCAGAGAGCAGACUACAGUUAGUAUCUUUGUUACAGAGCAUUUUUGGACACAUUUAAGCAGAUGUGUAUUUUUAUGAACAGACCUCUCUCCCCAUCAUGUACUUCUCUAUUCAGUCAUUUCUACUGAGGAACCCUUCUAUUUGGCUGUUUUGCUGCUUUUUUGUAUUGUAACAUUUAUUUGCUCUGCUCAUUUUCAAAGUAGUGUAUUGCAGCUACAUAUGAUCUCCAGAGAGAAAUGGUGUUUCAGUGCAGAUGUCCAUUGUGUAACGUAGAGUGUACAUGUUGUCUACCACUGGUUGAUAUUUAUAAAUGCAAGACACCAGCUAUCCAGCUAUUACUGGUAUUUCAUUUUGUUCACAAUGGUUGUGCAUGACAUGAUUCCUCUUAUGUUGAUGUGUAGUAAAAUGUUAAUAUCU